AUGUCUACGGUGGCUGGUAAGAGAGGCCCAUCGGUCCUAGUCACUGACGCCCGAGAAAGACCUCAAAUUGCUCGUACCCUCUCCCAACGACCAAAUAUCAACGGCCAGAACGUAGUCAGAAAUCGCGCACCGACACGCUUAAUCUCCGUCGACAAUGUCCUUCAAUACGCCUCCGAAAUCCCCUCUGGCCAAGCACGAGGCCCGCCUGGUCGCAGACCAGUUACUCCUACCCAACGAAAACCCAAUACUGCUGCUCUAGGCGCGAGUACGAGAAUCGCGCAGCAGAACGUGCCGGGUAGGAGCACAAAGGUCGUGGAGAAGCUGGUCCUCAUCCCAGAGACGGAAAAUGAGGUUGAGGAUUCUGACGAAGAUGGCGGCGAGUUUGGCAAAUUGCGGUUGGAUGGGGAUCUGUCGCCGUUAAGGGAUGCGGAGAUGGAUGUCCUGAAGAAGCGGGGUGGUGUCAGGGGGAAGAGUUAUGCGGAGCGUCUGCCCAAGGCGAAGAGAGCAGAGAAGUUGGCGCGGGUGACGGCGUAUUGUACGGCACAGAGCUAUAAGCCCAAAGCUAUGGCUACAUUUGUCAAAGAGAAGCAUGGGGCGAAGACGAAGCUGUAUGAUGAUUGUCUCUACACCGUGUACCACUUGCCUUUGUUGCCCGGGCAUGAGGGAUUUAGGAUUAGGAGUAGUCCUGUGUUGAAGAGUCCUGGCGGGAAGGCGGUGCUGGAUGAGGAGAUUGAGAGGAGUGAGCAGAGGGAUUACCAUGAAGGGUAUUUCGAAGAUACAGAUAAGUAUGGUGUGAGAGGUGGGGAGGAGAGUCCGAGUAACGAGAGUGAGGAGAUGAGGAAUCGGAGAGAGGAAGAUGGCCGGAGAAUGAGGGAGGAAACCAGGUUGAGGGAACAGGGGAAGAGAGGAGACAGCCCAAAUCGGAUCGCUCCUGAUGCCACUACUUUCGGUGAAAUGUUUGUUUUUUCCUACGGAGUAGUGGUAUUCUGGAAUUUCACUGAACGUCAGGAAAAGGAUAUCUUGGCCGACUUGACUUUCUCCGAACACGAAACGGGCGUAUCUCUCGUGAUACGUCCUGUAAAGGAAGACGAGUACGAGACGGAAGAGCUGCAUUUCGAGUACAGCCCGCUGGCCGAACGGCCGCGCAUUUUCAAUGACAUGAUUACGCUGAGAAGUGGAGAUCAUAUGAUCAAGCUCACUAUGAGCCACGCCAUCGCACAAAGUACCAAGCUGAGCUUCUUCGAGGAGAAGAUGAACCAGACAAUGUCAAAUGCGGAAGAUGUGCCCAAAUCACUAGCUCUGACUGGCAAUCUGGGCAUGAGUCGGAAGGAGAUUCUGCAAAUUCUCGGACGGCUUUUCCAGAGUCGGGUGAACGUUAAUCUCUCUUCCAAUAUCCUCGACGUUCCCAACUUCUUCUGGGACUCGGAACCCACCCUGCAUCCGCUCUACAUCGCCCUCCGCGAGUACAUGGAAAUUGCCCCUCGCAUCAAGGUCCUCAAUGAGCGCUGCCGUGUCUUUGUGGAACUCGCCGAGAUUCUCAGCGACAGCAUCGCCGACGCCAAGAUGACUGUCAUUACCUGGAUCGUUAUCGUGCUGAUCGUGAUUAGUAUUCUGAUCACGACUACAGAGGUUGGGUUGCGGUUUAUCAUGUUGCAGAAAGGGAAGUUAGAUAGGGACGCAGUGGUUGGUGGGCUGAGGAUAGGUUUGGCAGCGGCGGGGAGGAACUGGAAGAGUGGUGAUUUUACGGAAAAGCAGCUGGGUGAUAUCUGUGGAGCUCAGUGGGUGGGAAAGACGAUCGGGGACUUGUAA
Drepanopeziza brunnea f. sp. 'multigermtubi' MB_m1 is the source of this 1809-nucleotide messenger RNA. RefSeq lists its product as uncharacterized. Lineage: Eukaryota; Fungi; Ascomycota; Leotiomycetes; Helotiales; Drepanopezizaceae. The record is from RefSeq and is a predicted model, not a curated record.